This is a messenger RNA of Misgurnus anguillicaudatus (oriental weatherfish), 2026 nucleotides long. The record is from RefSeq and is a predicted model, not a curated record. Lineage: Eukaryota; Metazoa; Chordata; Actinopteri; Cypriniformes; Cobitidae.
AUGCACAAGCCUCAACAGAACCCAGCAGACAGCCUUUGUCGUCCCGCCAGGCGGCAGUCGGCUGACCUUGAACUGUGGUGGCAGUCGACUGCCGCCGACAUGAAGAUGGGCAGGGCCCCAUUUCCUCCCCAGCAGGAGAGGACCCUGAGGGGGUAUGCCCAGGAUGUGGAAGCGAGGAGGGUUUUGUUGCCAGAGACCCUCCUCAACUCCUACUUUAUCGCGGGUCUCAACGUCCCUCCUCCCUUGCCUGAACGGGAGGGGCUGAUCCGACGCACGUUUUGUGAGGUCGUGGACCAGUUGUGUCGGGAGGAGCUUCAGGUUCCCACCAGGGCUUUACCAUCUGCCACGCUGCCAUCUAUCCCGGAGGGACUUAUCUUGGGAGUGUUGGCGCCCGGCGACCCAGAACGUUCCCCUCCAGCCCCAGAGAGCUCCUCCCCACCAAUGUCGCUUCGUGGUAAGCGUGAGAGGAGGGUAUCAUGGGAGUCGCCUGCUCCCACCACUGUCCUCACCUCACCUGCCACAGCAUCUGCGCCACGCCCGAGAAGGAAAAAGAAGAGGAGGGGGUUAACUUCACUGCCGGCGCAGCCUCUGCCUCAGUGUGCGCAGCCACCGCUGCAGCCCCUGCCGUCUGCGCAGCCACCGCUGCAGCCCCUGCCGUCUGCGCAGCCACCGCUGCAGCCCCUGCCGUCUGCGCAGCCACCGCUGCAGCCCCUGCCGUCUGCGCAGCCACCGCUGCAGCCCCUGCCGUCUGCGCAGCCAACCACAGCGCCCCCUGUCACGGACUUUGUUUUGUCUCCGCUGCCGAACGCAGCGCCCCCUGUCACGGACUUUGUUUUGUCUCCGCUGCCGGACGCAGCGCCCCCUGUCACGGUCCCUGUCUCGUCUCCGCUGCCGGACGCAGCGCCCCCUGUCACGGUCCCUGUCUCGUCUCCGCUGCCUGACGCAGCGCCCCCUGUCACUGACCCUGUCACUGUCUCGUCUCCGCUGCCGGACGCAGCGCCCCCUGUCACUGACCCUGUCACUGUCUCGUCUCCGCUGCCGGACGCAGCGCCCCCUGUCACUGUCUCGUCUCCGCUGCCGGACGCAGCGCCCCCUGUCACUGUCUCGUCUCCGCUGCCGGACGCAGCGCCCCCUGUCACUGUCUCGUCUCCGCUGCCGGACGCAGCGCCCCCUGUCUCUGUUCCUGUCUCGUCUCCGCUGCCGGACGCAGCGCCCCCUGUCUCACCGGCUCCUUCUGUUGCUUCCUACCCUGCACUGUCGUCCUGUUCGUCCGCCUGGUCCCCUGCCACUGUCUCCAUGUCCUCCCUGAACUCUCUCCUCUACCCAGUAAAUCCUGGCUCACCCCCGUCUGCUCCCUUGUCUACCCCUACCAUGCCCUGGAACCCUGCCUUGCCUCCGUUUGUACCCCCUACCAAGUCUGCUUCCCCUACCAAGCCUGCUGUCUCCAAGAACCCCACCAAGCCCACCCGGACUCCUCGUCCCAAGCCCUCAACUACCCCUGAACCCAAGACUCCUUCCCCACCUAGUCCCACCCAGCCUGGACCACCACCUGUGAACUCUGUUUUGCCUCCGCCCCCCCUCCCUUGUUUGUUGUUUUUAUUAUGUCACCCCAACCCCUUUGUAGUGUACUCUUGUCUGCCCCUGUGUUUAUUUGUCAUGUGUUCUUGGUUUCUGUCUGUCAGUCUGUCUUGUCCCGUGUCUAGUGUUCCCCUGGGAAGCGUCUGGAAGCCGCUCCUUUAGGGGGGGAUUCUGUCAUGGUUCUGCCAUCUUGUCCUUUGUUUAAUCUAGUCUUGUGGCAGAAUCAUGACAGACCCAUGUUUUGUGUGGGUUCACGUGGUCUUAGUAUUGGUUUACUGGACCACGUGUUCCCUGUGUCUUGUCUCUUUUACCCCGCUCCCUUGUCAUCCUCCUCAUUAUUGUUUGAUUUAUAUCACCUGUUCCCCUCUUGAUUUGUUACCCUAUUUAAUCCUCUUGUAUUCAUUGUCCUGGGCUUGUGCAUUGUUCCAAAGUCCUGUAAGUACGCUGU